Molecule: messenger RNA, 6251 nt
Organism: Pocillopora damicornis (cauliflower coral)
Lineage: Eukaryota; Metazoa; Cnidaria; Anthozoa; Scleractinia; Pocilloporidae
Product: liprin-alpha-1
Biological process (GO): synapse organization
Cellular component (GO): presynaptic active zone
Molecular function (GO): protein binding
Source: RefSeq, a predicted model, not a curated record
GCUGGAACACGCCAAGCGCGCGUGGCCUAAUGGGAUAUACUGCAAGUUGCUCUCUGAGCUGUGUGUAUGUAUCUUGUUCUUUUGCGAUUGUCGACUGAAUUACGUCCAGAAAAGCGAUUAACCAUCUCUCGAGCUUCUGCACCGCCCUAAAAAGAGCUGCAAAUAAGUGCAAGGCAUCCACAGCUCGCAAGAUGGCUGAAGAAUGCGCGGAAAACAGAUUCCAUCGCCCGUUUGCGCGCUAGCUAGAGGAAGUAUUCGCCGGUUACCCCUUGCGGCCAUGUAAUUGUACGUCAAAUAGUUCAUUCACUUGAUCUGGUUUUCUCCGAGAUUCAGCGUUUCGUUCUGUCGCCAAAAUGAUGUGCGAUAUAAUGCCUACGAUCUCUGAGGACCCGCCAGAGAUUCAGUAUGGGCAAAAUGAGGAGACAAACUUCGAGCAACUUAUGGUUAAUAUGCUCGACGAACGGGACAAGCUGAUGGAAACUCUUCGCGAAACUCAAGAUUCGCUGGGGCUCACAAGAGCAAAGUUAACAGAAUGUCAAAAAGAGAAGGAUGGUCUGAUGAGUCACUUGGAAACUGUGCUAAAUGAUGGUGAUGAUCAACUAAUUGAAAGACUAGCUGGUCUAGAUGGGAUUAUUACGGAGUCGGGCAAUAAUUUGAAAGAAGAAUCUGGCAAAAAGAAUCGAGUUCGAGUCCUAGCUGAGGACUUUGCAACAAUGCUGAAGGAGCUAAACCAAGCCAGGGAACAACUUUUAGAAAAGGAUGAGGAGAUCAGUGAACUGAAGUCUGAGAGAUGUAAUACAAGACUUCUCUUGGAACAUCUAGAAUGCCUAGUAGCACGGCAUGAAAGAUCACUAAGAAUGACAGUUGUUAAACGACAAGCAGCCACAACAGGAGGAGUAUCUUCAGAAGUAGAAGUUCUCAAGGCUCUUAAAUCUCUCUUUGAACAUCAUAAGGCUCUAGAUGAAAAGGUACGGGAAAGACUACGACAAGCUGUAGACAAAAAUAAUGCACUUGAAGCAGAACUUGAAGAAACACGAGAAAAGCUCAAAGAGCUUGAACAAGAAAAUGAAGACAUCAGACUGCGGAAUCUUAGAAGAGUAAGAACUGAAGAAAAACUUCAUACAUCAAGUGAAAACUGUCUAGAAAAUGGGGACGAGAAUUCUAAUGGAGAGAAGCAUCUUUCCAACGGACCAGUUAGUGUUGAUGUGACUGCACAUGAAGAGCAAAUGGAAGAGAUGCAGUUCCUCUUGGAUAAGAGGACAAAGGAAGUGGAGCGGCUCACAAGAGAAAACAAGGACUUGAAAGAGAGAUGUACAACACUUGAAGAAGAAUUACGAAUAUGUAAUAAACAGCUUGACAGAGGAAAUGCCUCCAUUCAAAGACUAGAACGAGAUUUAGAUGAGGCAGCAGCACAGAAAUCAGAUAUGGAGGAUAGAGUGGCAACCCUUGAGAAGCGUUAUGUACGACUUCAACAUGAGGUCACUGCACUGAAUGAUGAUAAUGAGAGACUGGAAACUGAACUUGCCAGCAAAGAAAGUGAACUUAUCCAGGCUGAAGAGAAAGUAAGGUGUCAGCAAGAAAAACUAGAACUAGCAGAGCAGAACCUGAACCAGUCUUUACGAAAAGCUGAAGCUUUACCCAAAAUAGAAGAAGAGUUAGCUGUUCGAAUGGCAGCUUUAAAUGAGGCUGCAGAGAAACAAGGCACAGCUGAAGAGACUGUUCAACAACUACAGAGCCAGGUUAAGGACUUACAAGCAGAGCUCAACAGGGCACGUGAAAGAGAAAAGAUGAAUGAAGACCACAACACAAGAUUGUCUAAUACAAUUGAUAAACUGUUAGGCGAGUCUAAUGAGAGAUUACAGGUGCACCUUAAGGAGCGCAUGACUGCAUUAGAGGAGAAGACUGCUUUGAAUCAAGAACUUACAGCAGUGAAAUCACAAGUAGAAGAUCUUCAAAGAGAAAAGGAAAUAUUAGCUCUAGAACUUGGAAGACUGAAUGAAGAAUUUGAAAAAAUUAAAUCCAAGGGUCCUACCAAUGCAGCAGUUAAUGGUCCUGUUGUAAAGUUCAGUGAGCCAAUCAGGCGAGAGACAAAAGGUCGCGCAGGAAUAGAGGAUGCACCAAGUAGGGUCUUUACACUAAAUGAACAAGAAUGGCAGAAACUGGAACAGGAAAGUGUUCUUAAGAAUGUUGCUAUGGCUUUUGACACUGCUAAACUUUCAGACAUUGAAAGUGAUGCUGGAAGUGAUAUAUCAGAAGAAAGAGGUGUUAGUGGUGAUGCACAGACCUUAGCUUCCCUACUACAACAGCAGAUAGAUAUUAUUAACAAGGAACUCAAUCAAUUACAAGAGGAACACAAAUCAACAGAAAGAAGAGCCAUUGUACUUGAAAAUACUGUAACAAAGAGUCCAAGGCAUCAAGAUGUGUAUUCAGCUAAUUCUCAACAGGAGUUGGUUGCAUCCUCUACAUCAUUUCCUUUUCCUCCUCUGGAUCCAAUGGAUACAACACCAAUCUGGGUCAAGUCAAGCAAGGAAGGUUCACUCAACACCCUAGAUGAUGCACCCACUCCUCCCACACCCAGUUCAGGUACAUCAGAUUCUACAGAGAGUUCCAAACCCAGUCAGAGUGGUGCAAACUCAAGUCCUUUACAUGAUCAUGCAAGCACUGUUCCAUCUACCAAUGGCAUGAUGAAAUUAAGGGACAGCUCAGUAGACUCAUUACCAAGUGCAACAAGCACCACAAGCAGUGCAGAGUCUCUAUCAAAGAACAGCAAAGGCAAGAAAGGGAUCAAAGGAUCAUUUGGACGAAUUUUUAAAACAAAGACUAAAAAUAAGGACAGCACAGGUGUCCUUACAGACUCUUAUUCGCUCCCUAACGAAUCUGUACAAGGAGGGAGUGGACAACGUGAGUUAGACAGGCGAAUAAAAAAUAAAUCACACUUGUUAGCAGAGGCACUAGAAGCUGGGACACCAUUUGCUUUGUGGAAUGCACCUACAGUUGUGGCAUGGUUAGAGUUGUGGGUAGGCAUGCCAGCCUGGUAUGUGGCAGCUUGUAAAGCAAAUGUGAAGAGUGGAGCCAUAAUGUCGGCUCUGUCAGAUACAGAGAUUCAACAUGAAAUUGGAAUAUCCAAUCCACUUCAUCGACUUAAGUUGCGGCUCUCCAUUCAAGAAAUUGUCACCCUCACAAGUCCCUCCUCACCUACCACCAACAGAAAUUCUCUUGUUUAUGGCGAAAUGAACCAUGAUUGGGUUGCAAAUGAAUGGCUGCCAAGCUUAGGUCUUGCUCAGUACAAGGGCACUUUUCAAGAAUGUUUAGUAGACGCACGAAUGCUGGAACACAUAAGCAAGAAAGAAUAUCAAAAAUAUUUGAAAGUAGUUGAUGGCUUUCACAGACACAGCUUGCAGUGUGGUGUCAAAUGUUUAGGAUUUAUGAAUUACGACAAAAGGUUACUAGAGAAAAGGAGACAAAUGUGUGCUGAUGAGGUUAAAGAUGUACUUGUUUGGAGCAAUGAGCGUCUAAUAAGUUGGUUAAAGAAGAUUGGCUUAGCUGAGUAUGCUGAUAACUUACAUGGCACAGGGGUACAUGGAGCAGUGAUUGCGCUGGACGACACUUUUGACUGUAAUACUUUGGCCUAUGCUUUACAAAUACCCAGUCAGAAUACACAGAUUCGUCAAAUACUUGAGCGAGAAUUCAACUGGCUACUGGCGAAUGCUACUGACAGAGAAACUGUUGAUGAACUUGGCAAUGGCGGCGAUUUUAAACGGUCCAAAUCUUGGAGGAAGAUGUUUAAACAAAGAGAUAAAGGCAAAGACAAGAACAGAGAUAAGGAGGCCAAUGCGAGAAAAAAUUCGUCCGGCUCAGAAUCAUCGCUGAGCCAGUCAAGUGUGAGUUCGUCUCCAAAACCCUCAGCCAAGAAUACAAAAAACAACUUAAUCGGCGGCGACACAAAAAGUACAGAAGGUGGUUCAGCGAUCACAAGUAAUAGCCUUUCUUAGCAAUUAUACAACAAUACACAUUAGCACGUAAACAAGUGUCGAAUUACAGUGGCUUAUUGUAAUUAGCCAGUAUACAACAGCAUGCUAAAUUAUAGAUAAAACUUUAUUUUCUAAUUUGAACAAGGUAAACUAUGCUAUCUAUGGUUUGAGUAUCACCUAAUUUUUAUGAAAUUGUAUCAAAAGAUUUAUUAUGCCAAGGAAUUGGCUUGGGAAUGAGUUGCGGACUGACCGUGCAAAAUGUUUUCUGGUUUGUGUAGUAUUGGCAUUUCCUUGCCGUUUUGUACAUGUAAUUUUCCAUGCCUGACUUGUGAAUAUGAUUGAUAAUUCUGUCAGGAUAAUAAGUUAAGGGACAAGUGUGUGCAUACACCAUUCAUGGUGGUGCUUGUAGACUUGAUUGUCUGGUUUUUCGGUUUUGAGCUCCCCACUGGUGAAUUACGCAUAGAAGACGUUUACCCGAAGGAGAGCUCAAUUUUCUCACUUCAGAAGUUAAAAUGAAACAUAUUUACAAUUUGGGUGGGUCGGGGUGGUUCAGGGGGUUUGAUUAGUAAUUGUUCUCACCCAGGUCAUUAAAGUCUACUUGCACUUUUAGAAACAUCAAUGUGCACAUUUUGAGAAAAUUUUUUAAUGAAUUGAAAUAAUAGUGAUAAUAACAAUUUUGCUGUUUCGAAUUGAAAUGAAUAUAGAAUUAUUUCUCAUCAGUGUGGGAAAUAUUGUUUCGUAACGUUUGACCACAUUUAGCUUAUUUCUGUUUGUGACACUUAGAUGUUUUGCAGUACUUUUUAUAGCAAGGGUUGAAUUUUGGGUCGAGUAACACUUUCGAUGAUCAGCAAACUUACUUUGAGGAACCAAUCUUAGAAAAUUUGGAAAGUGUGUCUGGUGAAGCUGGACUCCCUUCAGCCAAUCAGAGGCACUUUAUCUCCUCAACGAAAGCCUCAGAGAAGCGAGGCAAUUGACAUAUUCUUAUGCUUCAAGUAGAUUUUGAUCAAGCUUCUGACCUUAGCUGAAUAAUUUUGAAUAAGGCGUCAAGAUUUUGUAUACAGAAAUGCGAAAUGCUCUUAAAGCUGUUCAAUUUAAUGAAAAUAAUUGCCUUGAAUACUUAUACACCAGAUAUUAAUGACUUUGCAUAUGAAUGGAACCCUAAACCUCUUUGUAAAGCUAUCAGCACGUAGAUUUUCCCUGCUGUUAAAUUUAUUACCAAAACGCUGAAAAUGUCAAAUAAUCGCUUGAACAAGUCAGCUGCAGUCGUUUUCUUUUUUACGCAUUCUUCGACCUUAUGAAAACUCACUGGAAAUAGAUUUCCGUCUAUGAAAGCUUGCUGUGAUAACACCAGCCUGACAGCAGAUAUGCGAAGAUGAAAGAUUUAGUAUCACUUCGUAAUUUACAUCAAUUCGGUGAACUGUAAAUGAUGGACUUUUCAAAUUUAUCUUAAUUAUCUUUAUCUUUCCAGUGAAAUUUGAUUCCUAAGGCAAAAUACAUGGUGGAAUGCGACAGUAAUUUUUUCCACAACUUAGAGAUAAGUUUUGCCAGUUGUUUUAUUAUUAUCAUAGUAAGCAUCGAAAUAAUGGAUACCACUUAAAAGCAAUGCUCGGUACCUUUCAGUUGAUUUUAUCGCGAGAGAGUGGCAUCCAAAGAAAUUAAAUGACCUAGUGACGUGGGAGACAGUUAUAUUGAAAGUUACUUAUAACUUAAAAUUGGUCCUUUUAUUGUCUUUAUUCUUUUAUGUAUCAGAGCCAGGAAAAACAAUGUUCAAUCCGACUAUAUCUGAACUGACAUUCAACAGGUCCGCAUUAGGUAUUUUAAGCAAUACAUGCUUAUUCCUUACUAGUAAUAACAAAGGCCGGUCUAAGGCAAUUUCGCACGAGGCUUGCAAAGCGGCGUCGCUCACGAGGAGAUUUAAACAGGUAAUUGCAUUACUCGUGUUUUUACUGCAGUUUCGUCAAAUACUUAUUACCAAAAAGGUUGGAUCUGGAUCUGGCUGGAUCUUAUAAAUUCGAAUUUGUUCGUAGUAUAGCUCUGCGACCAGUUAUUGGGGGCAAAUGGAAGCUAAGAAUAGCUCUGUUACGGAUGAAGCAUCAUUUUGCCGGUAAUGGUUUUACAGGAAGCAUUAACCGUCAGUAUUUAUUUACAAAUGAGAACAUCGUUCUUUGUUUUUGUCACUAUAUAUCAUUUGUAAAAUACGAAAAUCAACAACGUUGUUAUCUGUAAUGUAUAUGUAACCAAAUAUCAGGAUAUUGAAAUACAGUUAUAUUUUAUUACUAA